AGGAACUCGUACACGCUCUUUCAGAAUCUGUAAGCAAAAUUUGAAAUCGAAGAGGUUGGAAGUUAAUCAGAAAAACGCAGUUUUCUAAAUGGACUGGCUCCGAAAAUACUGAAAGGUUUUGAAAACUACUUUGAACUUAUAGCAUAUCAAAGUAGAAGAUUAUCUCAUGUAAAUAAUAUUGUGAAAGUCUGAGUUCAUACCUAAAGGACAAACAUAAAAAAUUCGUGUUUAGCCAUACAAGACCUGCAUAAAUUCAAUUGUUUGCUUAUAUAUACCAAUUAAAACUUCGAGCAGGAACCGAUACUAAAACGUAAACUCAUAUUGUCCUUUUCUUUUAUGCUUGAUUAUAGACGAUUCUUCGCCUGUCAGCAAUACAACAAACUGGAUGCUCAAUAUUUCAUCCAAUUUAACAAUUUCACAGCUGACUAUCCCCGGUACACAUGAUAGUGGCGCCAUACGUGGUGCUAGUCCGUUCAAAUGUCAAUCAAUGUCGAUUCGGCAACAACUCCAUUAUGGAAUACGAUUUGUUGACAUUCGUUGUAAAAUUGUUCGUCAAGAACUUCAUAUUUAUCAUCAAUUUAUUAAUAUGAGAACAAAAUUUAGUCAAGUGUUACAAGAUAUGGUUCAAUUUCUGACCGUAAAUCCAUCCGAAUGUUUAAUCAUGAGUGUCAAAGAAGAAGGUGUGCGACAUAAUAGUAAAUCAUUUGAAGAUCUGUAUGAUAAAUACAUCACGCAAUUUGGCAGAAACAAAUAUUUUUAUCAUCGUGCAACUAUCCCUAAACUGAGUGAAUGUCGUGGGAAAAUUGUUCUGUUUAGACGAUUUAAUGUCAAAAAGGUCUACAAACACGAGGAUGAACAAAAAGGAAUUGUAGUGGAAUGGGAGGAUAAUGAAAUGUCAAGAUCAUGUGGAAUUGUUAUGUGUUUCUAUAUACAAGAUCAAUUUAAUAUCGGUGAUGUGGAUCGAAAAUGGAAACAAAUUGAAACAACACUCAUGGAAGCUGAACAACAGACAUCAGCAUCUAGUUGGUUUAUUAAUUUCGCAAGUGCAACCGGUCUCAUGAAAAUUACCAAAUUGUUGCAACGUUUAACACCAAGAAAUUUUGCCAGAAAGAUAAAUCCAAGAAUAAUUCGAUUUUUCACAACAAAGUACAAAGAAAAGAAAAAGAAUAAAAGUCCAAUUCAUCGUCGAUAUGGAACGAUAUUAAUGGAUUUCGUUACGCCUGAGUUAAUAUAUAGUGUUAUAAAAAUCAAUUUUUGA
This is a messenger RNA of Didymodactylos carnosus, 1258 nucleotides long. The record is from the annotation of a GenBank genome assembly. Lineage: Eukaryota; Metazoa; Rotifera; Eurotatoria; Philodinida; Philodinidae.